AUGUAUUCUAUUGAUGUUAAUUUUCAGAGGUGUGCCUAUCGAUUAAACUGCGACAUUACAGAUACAAGUUGCUCAUAUAUUCUUAUUAGAAGGAGAAGGGAAGAGCUUUCAUGGGCGAGAGAUGUAGAUCGCCAUGGAAUUAGUAUCGUAGGAAAUUACAAAGGCAUGCGAUUUAUCGUCAAAUGCAUCGAUACGAGCGAGAAAGUAAGCAUCGAUAUCGUUGAAGAACUGAAUGAGGUCAUGCCUGAUGAUCCCAAUUUGCUGAGGAUCAUCGUUACAAGUGGAGGAGGUUUUACAAAAGAAUCAUUGGAGUUCGAAAGGAAAAAUAAUUUUUGUCUCCUUACCGACAAUAAUCACUUGGUUUCAGAUCUUAUGGAUCGUUAUAUGAUGAUUGAAAAUGAAAGAAUCGAAAGAAUGAUUGAAAUCGAAAGAAUGAUUGAAAAUGAAAGAAUGUUUGAAAUCGAAAGAAUGAUUGAAAAUGAAAGAAUGUUUGAAAUCGAAAGAAUGAUUGAAAAUGAAAGAAUGUUUGAAAACGAAAGAAUGAUUGAAAUCGAAAGAAUGUUUGAAAACGAAAGAAUGAUUGAAAUCGAAAGAAUGUUUGAAAACGAAAGAAUAGAAAUUACCUACGUACCUGGACUAUAUAAAAUAGAUGAAAUCUUAGUAAACGCUGCUGACAACAAGGUUCGAGACGAUAAAAUGAACCUUCGUAAAGUUGAUAUUGACGAAGAAGGAGGUCAAAUUUCCAUCUCUAAUAACGGAAAAGGAAUCCCUAUUGAAAUGCACAAAGACGAAGGAAUCUAUGUACCUCAUCUAUAUUUUCGCAGCUAUUUACAUCUUCAAAUUAUGAUGAUAAGGAAAAGAAAGUUUCCAGUGGUUGUAAUGGUUUCGGAAUUAUAUGACCGUUUCGAACAACCAAUUCUCACUACUUGUUCCAAAAAUGCUGGUGAUUACACAUGGGUCAUCUUUAGGCUCGAUCUUCAAAAAUUUAAAGAUGACUCGGUUUGA
Molecule: messenger RNA, 1005 nt
Organism: Funneliformis mosseae
Lineage: Eukaryota; Fungi; Glomeromycota; Glomeromycetes; Glomerales; Glomeraceae
Source: the annotation of a GenBank genome assembly